This is a messenger RNA of Pogonomyrmex barbatus (red harvester ant), 640 nucleotides long. RefSeq lists its product as uncharacterized. Lineage: Eukaryota; Metazoa; Arthropoda; Insecta; Hymenoptera; Formicidae. The record is from RefSeq and is a predicted model, not a curated record.
UAGCGAGCCGCAAACAUAUGAGCGCGCGACAUGAAAGAUCUUUACGAUAAAUUGACAAGACGCGUCAAACAAUUACGUUUUCGAGCGGAAACAUUUAAAAUUAUACGAUCGAGCAGCCUCGCGACGUGAUGAAGACGAAAGGGCGAUAAUGAGCCUCGCACAGCCGACAGUUGUUCUCGAUAUCGCGAAAUUCAAGUGUAAAGGUUAAACCCGGGGAACGAGAGAACUUUCACGCGCGAGAAUGUCCACCGACCUGCUACCGGAAUCGGUGAAUUUGUUUCUCGACGACUUCGAGAGCAGUCUCUGCCUGCCCAUCCUCGUGGUGAUAGUGCUGUGCACCGCUCAGUUCGUGUUCAAUCACAUCUUCGGUAUCGGAUACACGAUCUACCAAAACAUAAAGAAGCCGACGGACGAGGAGGAGCCGCGGGACAAAACCGACAUAAUGACAAAACUCAAAGGAAUGCUGACCACUUUAGGCAUCAGAAAACAAGGCAACUCGGCUCCGAUUAAGAAUUCACCGUCACCAGCGUACGAUAUUCGAUAUCGCGAGAGGAGUGGGAUUAGCGAGGAGGACAUUGAAUGAAAUGACGAAACGUUUACUGAAUGUCAUUACAAGUGCGAUAUAAAGUAACACAAGUAA